Messenger RNA from Dermochelys coriacea (leatherback sea turtle), 1935 nucleotides. RefSeq names its product calcium voltage-gated channel auxiliary subunit gamma 1 (gene CACNG1). The coding region runs from base 44 to 724 and encodes 226 amino acids. The transcript is spliced from 4 exons. Gene Ontology annotation, biological process: calcium ion transmembrane transport; regulation of calcium ion transmembrane transport via high voltage-gated calcium channel. The record is from RefSeq and is a predicted model, not a curated record. Gene Ontology annotation, cellular component: L-type voltage-gated calcium channel complex; membrane. Gene Ontology annotation, molecular function: voltage-gated calcium channel activity; calcium channel regulator activity. NCBI's taxonomy places the organism in Eukaryota, Metazoa, Chordata, Testudines, Dermochelyidae.
CGCCCGAGACAGUCUGCCCUAUGCACUCCAGUGCAGUCCGGCCAUGGAUGAAGGCAAAGCACUGAAAAUCCGGCUGACUUUCUCUGUUAUUUUGGUUGGCAUCUCUUUAAUGUUUGCAGCUGUGGUGACUGAUCACUGGGCAGUGCUGAGCCAUAGAGUGGAGCAUUACAAUUCCACCUGUGAGGCUGCUCACUUCGGGCUAUGGCGGCUCUGCACAAAACAGUUUUACAUCCAAGACAAAGCUACCAAGGAGCGGAGCUGUGGGCUGAUAACUCUGACAGGAGACCGUAACUGUUCCUACUUCAAACACUUCUCUCCAGGGCAGAGCACAGAGAUAUUUGAAAGAACCACCCAAAAAGAGUACAGCAUUUCCGCUGCAGCCAUCGCCAUCUUCAGCGUGGGCUUUGCAAUCAUUGGAACAAUCUGCAUCCUCUUAUCCUUUAGGAAAAAAAUGGAUUAUCUCCUGAAGCCAGCGUCCAUGUUCUAUACCUUUGCAGGCCUGUGCAUGAUCAUCUCUGUUGAAGUCAUGAGACAGUCUGUGAAAAGGAUGAUUGACAGCAAGGAGACUAUCUGGAUAGAGUACUACUAUUCGUGGUCUUUUGCCUGUGCCUGCACCUCCUUCGUCCUGCUCUUCAUCUGCGGGAUCGCUCUUCUGCUAAUCUCUUUGCCUCGCUUCCCACAGAAUCCGUGGGAGUCUUGUAUGGAUGCAGAACCAGAGCACUGAAGGCCUUCAUCUAGGCUCACUGCUUAUGCAUAACGGAAAGUGCUGUAAAAGAUUUGAUACUUUUUUUUUUUAAAGUGUCAGGAUGGUGGAGUAUGAAGACAAAAGUGUCCUUAGUUAAAAACCAGGUUAUUGAACCAAAGGGAAGUUCUACUAAUUAUUGUUUGUUUGGGUUUUUAAAAAAAAAAAAAAGCACAAAGAUCAGCAGCUUGGGUUACUCAAUUUGUACCCUCAAUCCACCGAAUGCUGGGCAAAGUCAUCGGCAAUUUGGGGAUGCAUUCGGCAAAUGCAGUUGAAGGAAAGUGCGAGAGCACGAGAUGGUUUAAUGAGAAGGUGCAUAUUCUAGUGGUUAAAGCACAGGACUGGAGUUGGGAGAUCUAGGUCACAUUACUGGCUUGGCCACAGACUCACUGUGGGACUUAUAGCUUCUCUGUGAGUCAGUUUCCCCAUCUUUACAAAGAGAAUAUUGCUUCCCUAUCUCACUGGGGUGGUGUGGGGCUGAUGUUUGUACAUAAUUUGGAGAUCCUCCCAUUGGAAGUGCUGUCUCAUUAGCAGUGUUACAAUAAAAGAGAUUUAGGGAUAAAAUCGCUCUUACAAAUGUACCUCCUAAACUCUACAAAUUAUUUUGUUCUGCUGACCUAAGCACUUGUCAUAAUUAAAACUCCUUCGAGGAGUCCAGUGGCACUUUAAAGACUAACCAAUUUACUUGGGCAUAAGCUUCGUGGGUAAAAAACCACUUCUUCAGAUCCAUCUGAAGAAGUGUUUUUUUACCCACGAAAGCUUAUGCUUAUGCACCACAUAAAUCUGUUAGUCUUUAAGGUGCCACCAGACUCCUCGUUGUUUUUGUGGAUACAGACUAACACGGCUACCCCUGUGAUCAUUAAAAGUUCUAUGACUCCUGUCGUAUUUGAAUGCUAAUGGCAAAGCCAAGCAAGUACUGACCUGUAGGGACAAUGUUUUCCUUUAAUAAAGAGAUGGAAUCCCCCACUGAGGUACGAUUCCUGUUUUCAGAACAAUGGUUUUGGGGGAUGAACCAUACAGGUGUCUGCUUCACUGUAACUCAGAGUGGUAUUUCCUGUACAGAGCUUCACAUUUGUGUCUUGUUGCUGACCUUUUGUCGGAACAGCCCACUUGAUGCUUCUGUUUUGCAAAAGCGUUUUUAAGCAAGAACUCUCUAAGGGAACUGCCAAGGAGGGAUGGACUUUAUAAACAAA